AUGUGUUUUUCUCCUUUUUUAUACCUCCUCGCUGUCUUCACCUUCACGACUUCCAUCCUUCUCUUAUGCCUCUUCGCUCUCCAUGAGCAUUUCUUCCCCCUCCCGCCACCUUCAGCCUCCCCCCUAUGCAAUGAGACCUGUGGAGUCAUUUCAGAUCAAGCGGAGGCCAAACUCGCGUUGCCUCAUCUCCUCUUCGAGCUCCUCGCCAUUUUGGCACGACAUCUGCCAAGGUAUGUGGCUGCCUGUCUGGCGUGGCUUUGGCCAAUCGUGCUGGGCUUUCUCGUUCUCCCUGUGACCUUUGUUGCCUUCCUCUAUGGAACUGCGCUCUUGGUGCAGCUGUACAUCUUGAGACACUGGAUAGUUGGGGAGUCGAAUAUUUCCAAAGACGAACUGUUGGUGCGUCUCAUGGCGGCUGUUUGGGAGGCCCAUGGUCGAGCAUUCCACGGCUACGAGGUGUUCGGUAUGGAGAAGUUGCCCCCACCUGGUGAAGGCGCAUUUCUGAUAUAUUAUCAUGGAACCUUACCUCUGGAUGCCUAUUACUUCAUGGCAAGACAUAUUAUACUGCGAGAUCGACAUCCCAUUCCUGUUGUGGAUCGAUUCUUAUUCCGCCUGCCUGGUCUUCAACAGAUUCUCCGAUUAACCUGCGCUAUGGAAGGAUCUAUAGAAGAGUGUGUUUCCCUACUCAACCCUUCUCUAACGGAGGCUAACCGAUCACAUCACGCCAAUUAUAGUCCCGAGGAAACCUCUGAGCCUCAAUCACGCAAGGGCGUGAAUCCAUCCAGAUCUGGGCAGGUGCUUCUCCUCUCGCCGGGUGGUGUUCGAGAGGCUAUCUUCUCUGACGAAUAUUAUUCACUUCUCUGGGGCAAAAGACGUGGUUUCGCUCGAAUUGCCAUUAAAGCCAAGAAGCCCAUUUACCCCGUAUUCACGGAGAAUAUUCGGGAGGGUGUUCGAGUGGUUCAAUACGGGAAGCGUAAGUUUCGCUUAUUUAUUGGACUUUUGAAACUUGAGAGAACUUUAUGUGCACAUCCUGCAAGUAGUGUCGUUGAAGGAUCUUGCUAUAUUGGCUUGGCACGCAACUUGUGUUUAACUUGGUACCCGGAAGAGAGCUGA
This is a messenger RNA of Rodentolepis nana, 1110 nucleotides long. Lineage: Eukaryota; Metazoa; Platyhelminthes; Cestoda; Cyclophyllidea; Hymenolepididae. The record is from the annotation of a GenBank genome assembly.